AUGUCUUGGUGGGGUCAAAGUCCUUUUGAUGAAGUUGUGGAGCGAGCAACUUCAGAAUUACUGCCUGGAGGUCAGGAAGACCUCGUUUUAAAUCUGGAUAUCAGCGAUCAAAUUCGUAGCAAGAAGAUCAAUGCCAAGGAUGCCAUGCGCUCGUUCAAACGAAGAUUGGCUCAUAAGAACCCAAAUGUACAGCUUGCUACAUUAAACCUGGUGGAUACAUGUGUAAAAAACGGAGGUGACGUAUUUGUCAAGGAGAUAGCUUCCAGAGAGUUUAUGGAUGAGCUUGUUUCGAUCUUAAAGGCACCUGCUGGCUGCAAUAUCGACGUCAAGAACAAGCUACUGUACGUUAUCCAGACUUGGGGAUUGGCCUCCAAGAACAAACCUACUCUUAGCUACAUGUCUGAUACAUACGCUUUACUGAAGGCUGAAGGUGUUCAAUUUCCACCCGUCAAAGAGAAUAUAGACGGCAUUCUCCUGGAAACUGCGGCUGCACCUGAAUGGUCGGACUCGGACGUAUGUGAUAGAUGUCGUACAGCAUUCACAAUGACAAAUAGAAAGCACCAUUGCCGUAAUUGUGGCGGCACCUUUUGCCAGCAAUGCUCAGCCAAGACAAUGCCAUUGCCAAAACUUGGCAUCAAUGAACAUGUGAGAGUGUGCGACGGUUGUUAUAUCAAGCUGAAAUUGGACAAAGCAAACAUCAAGCCAUCUACCUCUACCAGAUCUGUUUCCUCUCAACCUGUUGCAGCUGCACCUGUUGACAGCAAAGAGGAUGACUAUGACGAUGACAUGAAAAAGGCGAUUGAACUUUCGUUAAAGGAGGCUGAACAACAAAAGACGAGCUACGGUGCUGGAUAUGUCGCCCCAUCUGCUCAGCAGUACCAAUCAUCGCCUUCACAGCAACAGCAGCAACCAAAAACGCAAGAAGCAGUUGAGGACGACCCUGAUUUAGCAGCAGCUAUAGCCGCUUCUUUGAGAGAUCUCGAGAUCUCCAAGCAACAACCUGCCUCUCCACAACAGCAGCAGCAACAAAAUAAGAACGAUUUGUCGCCUGUAGAAAUGGAGAACAUACUGCUCUUCUCAACAUUAAUGGAUCGUGUUUACGCAUCUGGUGGUGAUGUCUCCAACGAUACUCAAAUCAAUCAACUGUACACACAAAUUGGAGCACUGCAGCCAAAGUUAGUCAAGAGUUUAGACGAGACCAUCCGCAAGAGAAACGCUUUUAUCGAGCUACAUGAGAAACUGAACAUGGCAGUGAAGGCCUAUGAUCGAUUAUUAGAAGAGAGAAUUGCCGGUGUACGAUACAACAAUAUACCUGAACAACAAUAUCAACAACAACCUUUGUAUCAUCAGCCCAUGGAUUACUAUCCUCCACCUCAGCAUCAAGAUACUAACAAAUACUAUCCCUCACAAAGCGCUCCUCCUCAAGAACACUACCCUCAAGAUUAUAAUCAUUAUCAAACACCUGCUGUCAACAAUCAAGAUAUGAGCAAUUACUAUUCGGCACCACCACACUAUCAGAUGUCUUCUGGUGCUCCUCCACAAGCACCAGGAGUGGAGCAGCAAAAGCAAUCUGUUGACGAGGCUCCUUUGAUUGAUUUGUAG
This is a messenger RNA of Mucor velutinosus, 1602 nucleotides long. RefSeq lists its product as uncharacterized. Gene Ontology annotation, cellular component: early endosome. NCBI's taxonomy places the organism in Eukaryota, Fungi, Mucoromycota, Mucoromycetes, Mucorales, Mucoraceae. The record is from RefSeq and is a predicted model, not a curated record. Gene Ontology annotation, molecular function: phosphatidylinositol binding; ubiquitin binding; metal ion binding. Gene Ontology annotation, biological process: receptor internalization; endocytic recycling. The transcript is spliced from 5 exons. The coding region runs from base 1 to 1602 and encodes 533 amino acids.